AAAAAGAGAAAGAAAGAAAGAAAGAAAGAAAGAAAGAAAGAAAGAAAGAAAGAAAGAAAGAGAGAAAGAAAGAAAGAAAACAGAUGCCCAAAUACAAGGUGGGCUAAAGUAGCUUUACAGUUGUUCAUAUGAAAAAUAAUGCAGUAAUUAAUAAAGAAUAAAGAAUAAACUCUAUUUCGACUACAACUGUAAACCUACCUUUGCCCACCCUGUAGAAACCUGAAGAUGCUCACUGGCCCAGCCCCCCAAGUCUCUCCUGGAACUUCUCCCACCUGUGCAGGUAGAGACAGACGCUAGUGUUCGCCUGACCUUCGUCAUCUUAGAUGAGAAAUGGAACCCACCUCAUGUCCCCUGCCGGGCAGGAGAACGCCAUCCUGGAGGAGCACUGCUGCGGCGUCGGAUGAGCAGGCUCCGCCAGGCACCCAGGUCAGCGGGUCCAGAUAUAGACAUACCAGUGGAAUCAGAAGUGAGCUGCAGAAGGCUCAGCAAAAACCCUUCACACAAAGUUCAAGAAUGUUACGUAGGCAGGACCUGUUUUCAACUCCAUCCACAGCUCCUCCCUGGCCUUCUGCUUCUGCUCUGGCUAUCUGCCGGCCUGGCCCACCACGGUUCCGCACUCUGGAGAGGCCCCCACAGCCACACCCAUGGGACCCCACGCUGCUACUCAGCCGAGGAGCUGCCCCUGGGCCAGGCUCCCACACACCUACUGGCUCGAGCUGCCAAGUGGGAGCAGACUUUGCCAGUAGCCCUGGUGUCCAGCCUGGAGGCAGUGGGCCGUAGGAGGUGGCAGGAGAGGCCCCCAGCUGGGACCCAGUGUCCGGUGCUGCAGCCUGAGGAGGUGCUAGAAGCCGACAUCCACCAGCGCUCCAUCUCGCCCUGGCGAUACCGUGUGGACACGGACGAGAACCGCUACCCACAGAAGCUGGCCGUCGCUGAGUGUCUGUGCAGGGGUUGCAUCAGCGCCAGGACCGGCCGCGAGACAGCAGCGCUCAACUCUGUGCCGCUGCACCAGAGCCUGCUGGUGCUGCGCCGCCGGCCCUGCUCCCUGGACGCAUCCGGGGUGCCCACGCCUGGGGCCUUUGCCUUCCACGCGGAGUACAUCAGAGUGCCCAUCGGCUGCACCUGCGUCCUGCCCAGGGUGGUACGGUGACCACUGGCCUCAGCUGUCCCGCUGUGCUGUGGGCGGGGAUCACCUCCCAGACUGGACAGUGGGGAUCUCUCUGCAGAGAGGGCCCCUCCUAUUUAUGUGUAUUUAUUGGCUAUUUAUAUGCCCUGGGUGGCCCUGCUUCUGCUGCCCAGGGUCCCUGGGCGGGUACCAGGGCUCCACGCCUCUAGUUUGAGGGAAGAACAGUGAAGAUUGGGCACGGGAAGGGCCAAGUGACCCUGCGCUCGUCAGCCCCCUCUCCACAUUGUUACCUUUCCUCACAGACAGUGGGCUAGAGGAAUGUUACUUUUCUAUAACUUCUUAAAACAACAGAAAAUGUGUUCUGAUGGCCCCCACCUUGGUGGUCCCUCUGGGAUCCCCCAAGCUCCUUUCCCCACCACCCCUGUAUUUCUAAAACUGUUUGUUGUAAAUGUGUGUCAUUAAAAUGAUAAACACUCCCUGGA
This is a messenger RNA of Myotis myotis, 1608 nucleotides long. RefSeq names its product interleukin 17C (gene IL17C). NCBI's taxonomy places the organism in Eukaryota, Metazoa, Chordata, Mammalia, Chiroptera, Vespertilionidae. Gene Ontology annotation, biological process: inflammatory response. Gene Ontology annotation, molecular function: cytokine activity. The transcript has 3 exons. The record is from RefSeq and is a predicted model, not a curated record. Bases 401 to 1150 code for a protein of 249 amino acids. Gene Ontology annotation, cellular component: extracellular region.